Messenger RNA from Cyphomyrmex costatus, 3146 nucleotides. RefSeq names its product kinesin associated protein 3 (gene Kap3). Gene Ontology annotation, cellular component: axoneme; ciliary transition zone; kinesin II complex. Gene Ontology annotation, biological process: cilium organization; microtubule-based movement. NCBI's taxonomy places the organism in Eukaryota, Metazoa, Arthropoda, Insecta, Hymenoptera, Formicidae. The transcript has 16 exons. The coding region runs from base 335 to 2899 and encodes 854 amino acids. Gene Ontology annotation, molecular function: kinesin binding. The record is from RefSeq and is a predicted model, not a curated record.
UGAUUCGAUCGAUACCCCGGUGUCCGUUCGUGAUUCGGGCUACGCCAUUUUCGUGGGCAUUGCAUCACUCCUUUGUUUUCAUAUUUAUUUUUGUAUGCAUAUUAUUUCUUUUUGGUACGACUGGUCACGUUAAUCCGGUUACGCCGGAACCUGGGCCAUUUAAAUUUAAGAAGAAGGCGUUAACUUGCAAGUGACUCUGGUACUGCAAAUAAAUUAACGGAGAAUUGGCGAGUUGUACGUAUGUAUGUACAUGUAUACAUACAUAUACAAAGGACGUACUUAAGGGAGAAGAUAUUCUAACCAGGGGAAAUCCAACGAAAUAGCGAGUGGUAAAAUGGAUGAGGCUAAAUUUCUGAAAAGGAAGGUAAGAUCUGGAACAUUGGAUGUUCAUCCAACAGAGAAGGCUCUGGUAGUUAAUUAUGAUGUUGAGGCGUUGAUAUUGGGGGAACUAGGUGAUCCUAUGCUCGGCGAUCGCAAGGAAUGUCAAAAGAUAAUUAGAUUGAAGAGCUUGAACACCGAUACUAAUGUUUCUCUCUUAGCCAAGGAGGUAAUGGAAAAGUGUUCGUUGAUACACGAAUCUAAGUUGCAUGAGGUUGAGCAGUUAAUAUAUUAUCUACAAAAUCGUCGGACCAAUGAUAUCAGUACAGGUAGUGAUAGUAAUUCCCAGUCACUAAGACCAGCAUCGUCGAAUUCAGUAAUCACAGAGAACAGUGAGAUUGAACGUGCAGUCAUUAGUAACAUUGACAGUUAUAUUGAAUUAUUAUAUGAAGAAAUACCAGGAAAAAUUAAAGCUUCAUCAUUAAUUUUACAAUUAGCGAGGAUACCUGAUAAUCUUUUAGAAUUGACAAAAAAUGAAUCAUUAUUAAGUGCAUUAGCUAGAGUUCUCAGAGAAGAUUGGCGGCGCAGCAUAGAACUAUCCACGAAUAUCAUUUAUAUCUUUUUUUGUUUCUCAACGUAUAGUCAGUUUCAUAACAUUGUGCUUGAAUACAGAACCGGUUCUCUUUGUAUGGACAUAAUUGAUUUUGAAUUACGUCGCUAUGACCAGUGGAAGGAGGACAUGGAGAAACGUCGGAAACAGUUUGAGAACAUCACUGGUCUAACGUUUUUUCCAGCGGGUAAUAAUGAUAAUUAUGACAGGAAGAUUAGAAUCAUCGAUGAUAUUUGGAAUAUAGAAGGCCCAUUAGAUUAUGAGGUCAAGAGACGCUCUGCGGAAGUAUCUUCUGUAACUGUCUCUGAAAGUGAUAUUAAGAAGUUGAAGGAGGAACUAGAAAAAAGUCGCAAGAAGUUCAAAAGUUUGACUAAGAAGCAAGAGCAACUGCUACGAGUUGCAUUUUAUCUACUGUUAAAUAUUGCCGAAAACGCUAUGGAAGUCGAAAAAAAAAUGCGUAAAAAAAAUGUCAUCAGUAUGCUGAUUAAAACGUUAGACAGGGCCAACACAGACUUGUUGAUCCUGGUUGUUACAUUUUUGAAAAAGUUAUCCAUCUUUCGCGAAAACAAAGAUCUUAUGAUAGAAGAAAAUAUUAUAGACAAAUUACCGAGACUUUUACAAAACAAUAAUACUGAUCUUGUGCUGAGCACCUUAAAAUUGUUAUUUAAUCUCUCUUUUGAUACUAAAUUGAGAGCAAGAAUGAUUAGAGUGGGUAUGUUACCAAAAUGGAUAAAGUUGCUUAGCCAAGCUGAUAUAAAAAAUAAGAGCACAAUUGUAGGACUACUCUAUCAUGCCAGUAUGGAUGACAAAGUGAAAGCAAUGUUCAUAAAUACAGAUUGUAUUUCAAUGGUAACAAACAUGAUAUUAAAUUCUGAGGAUGAACAUGUAAGAUCUGAAUUAAUAGCUCUCGGCAUAAAUUUAGCUAUUAAUAAUAAGAAUGCGCAACUGAUGGUGGAGAACAAUCGUUUGCAAGGUCUCAUAAAAAUUGCAUUUAAAAAUCAAGAUGCCCUUAUAAUGAAGAUGAUUAGAAAUAUUUCCCAACACGAUUCAACAAAGGAAAAUUUUGUCGAAUUUGUGGGUGAUUUUGCAAUGGCUUUGACUCAAUCUGAUUCUCAAGACUUUGUACUGGAAGUGAUUGGCGUGUUAGGCAAUUUGGAAUUGCCUGAUUUGGAUUAUUCUCAAAUCAUUCAACGCUGUAAUCUUAUACCAUGGAUACGUAAUAAUUUGGUUCCAGGUAAAGUGCAAGAUGAUGUAGUUCUUGAGAUUGUCAUAUUUCUCGGCACUUCAGCCCGUGAUGAAGAUUGUGCUCGUUUGUUAUGUAAGGCUGAUAUACUUCUCUCUCUUAUCGAACUCCUUAAAGCCAAGCAAGAGGAUGAUGAAAUGGUUUUACAAAUUAUUUACAUUUUUUAUCAAAUUGCAAAACAUGAUUCAACCCGAGAUUAUUUGAUUCGAGAGACUGGUAAUGAAGCUCCCGGAUAUCUAAUCGAUUUAAUGCACGAUAAAAACUCUGCAAUAAGAAAAGUCUGUGAUACAUGCUUAGAUGUCAUUGCUAUAUGCGACAAGAAUUGGGCAGUUCGCAUAAAGGUGGAAAAGUUCCGAUCGCAUAAUCAGCAAUGGUUGGAAAUGGUUGAGUCGAUAGGAACAGAUUCGAUCAAUCAUAUGUUACCGGAUGAUGACGAUGACAGUUUAUCUCCAUUUAUCAGCGGUGAUCUACUAAAACAUACUAUAUUAUUUCCCUCUGGUAAUACUGCAUCAUUUAAUAUGGAUGAUGGAUUUUCAAUUAUGAAACAUUCAUCGGAGUCAUCUGAAAAUCCUAGUCGGCCUGUCAGUAGAUAUCGAGAUCUCGACGAAAUAGGUGAACUCAUGGCUCGUUCUAAGUCUCGCAUGUCCGUUGCUUCAGGUAUAGAAGAUUUAUAUUAUAAUUCUAGAGUAAAAUUCAGUGAGUCAGAUAGUUCUCAUAUAUUAAUCUGAAAAUUAAUCCGAAUGUCCUGAUAUAGAUACAUGAAUUAAUUUUUCAAAGAUAUCUAGAAUAUUUUCAUUAUAUUCAAUGGAAAAAAAUGUUUGCUACUAUAUUACAAAGACACGCUUGCUUAAACAGAUUUUAUUAUAUGUAUUAUAGACAGUUUUUACCUCAUAGUGCCAGUAUCCGAACUCUGAUUAAUGGAAUCGACUGAUUAGGUUAAUUAGAGUUUGUGAGAUCGGUCCAUAGUCAAAUAUU